This is a messenger RNA of Rhipicephalus microplus (southern cattle tick), 4239 nucleotides long. RefSeq lists its product as uncharacterized. Gene Ontology annotation, molecular function: protein binding; serine-type endopeptidase activity. Gene Ontology annotation, biological process: proteolysis. NCBI's taxonomy places the organism in Eukaryota, Metazoa, Arthropoda, Arachnida, Ixodida, Ixodidae. The record is from RefSeq and is a predicted model, not a curated record.
CUCGAAGCAGCAUACCGGAAGUCACCGCAGCUCCACAGCUGUUUGAGUAAAGUCACUAUCUACGCUUUCCGACAAGGGAGCCUUAUCGUGGUGUUCGAGCUCGAGGUCGACAAGCAUCACACACCCUCUGUCGUCGACCUGGAGAGCGAGUUCAGGGAGACACUACGGCGGGAGGCCGAGAAGGGACCCCAUGGCGCAUUCGGCCAUCUCAAAAUCGACCAGAACACUAUAGAGAUGACGGAAAUGCCCGAAAGCAGCCUACCCCACCCCGGUAACGCUGUAGACAGAGAAAGUACAAUCAGCGGCAGCAGUACGGUCAAAGAACACAACCAAGAAGGCGAUCAAGAGCAUCGGGAUUCAGAACAGUGGAUCAACCAGCACAGUCAGGAUCCGAGCGAUUAUUUCGUCCAAGACGACAACGAGACUUCGCCUCACGGCAUUGGCAGCACCGAUGAUUCUUGGCAACCCUUCUUUCCUGAACGGCCUGCAGAAGGCGAUCGGGCCGAAGGCGAGGACGGUGAAGUCACGUGGGAAAAUGCACCUGAGCUGUCCGAAGACGACGAUUCUCACGACGAAGGUCGUCAAGAAUACAGUUCGAAGAAAGAUCAUCAGGGAGGUCACGCCAUUGCUGCCGUUAAAGAACACGGAAGCGUAGUCAUAACAACUCGGCCACAAGUAGUAGUCACAGAGCCCCCGUACACGACGGAGGAAGGGUAUCCGCAUGUAAUCGACGCUUCAACCCCCACGGUACCCACGCGUAUCAUUGCAACUAGUCAAGAUAGGUUCACGAACAAACACGGCUCGGAAUUGACCGAACUCACCGUGGGUGCCGGAGUCGUAAUCAAGGUAAACAGAAACCCGGUGUCCACGAAAGACGCCUCGAAGGCAACGCCCAUUAGACCUCUCCUUGUGGACUUCAAAGAUGUACAAGAGCCUCCGGCCCCUCCGGUAUCCGUUCAAGGUCCUAACGUCGCAAGCUCCGCCGCUUCGCCGCCUGUGCUAAAACCGGCGGUCCACACACGAGUCAGCGGGACCGCUGUUUCACCCGGAAACAGCGGAUCAAGCGGCAGUGGCCCACCUCUUCGGCCACCGUACAAGCCACUGUCCUCCUCGGAAAUCAGGGUGGGCGAAGCACCAUCGAGUAAACCGAGUGACGCGAUUUCAGAAAAGCCGAUGCACGGUGUCGGGCAAGCAUGGCAGAUACACUUAGACGAUCCCAGCACCCAUACUGGCCCUAGCGUUACGCUGAACUACAGACCAAGACCUUCCCAGACGGCGACGAACGAGGGCGUCUCGCAUGGUUCUUCGGCAACGAAGACGCGUGUCAACCCACAGGAUUUAGGCGUCUCGAUGUCCGUGGGGACAGGUCUAUCAGUUCAUCAGCAGCCAUCGGUGCAGAAGAACAAUCACAGGAAGGAGGUGACAACGCCCAAGCCCAUCACGUCGACCACGGAGUUUGAGAUCGGCGUGGGUCUCUUCGUGCGCCCACCUGUUGCCAGCGGCAGCAACAAAGUCAAAGGAACUCGCCUACAUCAGAGCACGAAAGCACCGGAGCCACAGUUUAUUGACCUCACGGCAGGAUUAGACGGUCUUCAAAUGAACGACAGUGUCCACGAUUCAGCAAAACCAGUACCACAGGAAAGACCUGCGAAAGAGUCAGCUUCGGAACACGCAUGGCGUCCUGUGGCAGAAACGCUUCCUGGUACAUCUUCAGUUUCAGCACAAGCUCCUGUAAUUGUACCCAAGCCGAUGCGAAGGCCUGCACAAGAGUACUCGGAAUUCGACAGUGUAUCUCCUUCCAGUGUCUCCAUCAAUGACAAACAAGACAAUGACGAAGCUACUUUUAUUCCGACCGUCUAUAGAGAAGGAAAGAACGCAACUACGUUCGUUCCGAUGGUCAACCUGGAUACCAAGAACAAAACACGAUUCAUUCCUCUAGUCCAUCAAGACAGAAACAACGAGACUGCGUUCAUUCCUGCAGUCCCACAAACCACAAACAACGAAGCCGCACUCGUUCCAGCACUUCAUCAAGACAAUAACAAUAAAACCACGUCCAUUCCAGUAGCCAAUGAAGGUGCGAACAAUGAAGCUGCAUUCAUUCCAGUAAUCGCUCAAGACCGAAGCAACGAAACCGAAUUAAUUCCGGUCAUCGAACAAGACGGAAACAAUGAAACUACCUUAAGUCUGGUCGGUGGUAUGCGCGAGGGACACGAGCUCAAGAACCCCGAGCUCAACAUAUCAUCCAUCUCGAUUUAUCAGACGGUAAGCACCAGCAGCGGAGGCCAUUCCGAGGUGCACUCGGUCAUCUACUCUGGAGGGCAGAACUCCGGUGGCAUCGCCAAGUUUAUCUCGGGUGACUUGCCUUCGAAGCCCGGCGCGUACGACUCCAAGUACACGCCCAGCGACGAGAAAGGUACCGAUUUCUACGACAAAGGCAGCAAGAACGGCGACAAGUUUGGCUACCGGCCUUCGUCGACCACGGUCAGCCCAGCGCUGAAGGUGGUGACGCGCGUGUCCUACAGCGUGGUCACCAAUGCGCCCCUCACCAAGGAUUCCGUGCACGAGAACGACAUCACCAAGCACGGAGAAGGCAACGGCCUCAGCGGCGACGCCUCGGCGGACCACACGUCCACCACGCCCCUCAAUGUGCCGACGACGUCCAAACGCGACUGCGACUACCUGAAAGAGAUCAAGUGCAAGAGCGGAGAAUGCGUACCACACUCGGCAUUGUGUGAUCGCCGCAUUGACUGCCGGGACGGAUCGGACGAACGGAACUGCUCUUGCAAAGAUUACCUCAAGCACGAACGUUUGCAGCACAAGAUUUGCGACGGCAUUCUCGACUGUUGGGAUCUGACGGACGAGAUACAUUGUCCUUGGUGCAGUCCUGAGAUGUUCGUAUGCCCCGGAGCCAAGCAGUGCAUACCUCAGAAUAAAGUGUGCGACAGCCAUCACGACUGCCCGUAUGGGCUGGACGAAGUUCAGUGUGUGGGUCUGGUGGACGAAGAAGAAGGAGCCACUUCCAUGUCGGGCCAGGGCUACCUGCAGCUCAAACGCAACGGUGUCUGGGGCAAGCUGUGCGUCGACCGGUUCCCGCGAUACCUGAGCAACGGCACCUGGUCACUCGGCGAGAUCGGACACGCAGCCUGCAACACACUUUCGUACAGGAAAGUACUAGCUAUCCGGAGAUCGAAAGACAAGAAGCACGGAGACGACAGCCAGUACUUUGAGAUGAGGCAUGAGGACGAUGAAAAGUCUAACAUCGCUGUAAUCUACAAGGAGACGGACUGCCCAAGAAAAGAAGUACUGCACAUCAAGUGUUCCACGCUUGAGUGCGGCAUCCGUCCUCUGGGCACGUCUCUACGACAGCGCAUCGUGGGCGGCCACAGCUCGGCUCCGGGCUCCUGGCCCUGGCAGGUGGCCUUGUACAAGGAAGGCGAGUUCCAGUGCGGCGCCGCCCUCGUCAGCGACCGCUGGCUCGUCACAGCGGGACACUGCUUUUACAACACACUGACGUCACACUGGGUGGCACGGAUGGGCAUGCUGCGACGCGGCACCGAGAUGCCCUCUCCGUUCGAGGUGGUGGCCAGCAUAUCGCACGUGGUCAUCCACCCGGAGUACGUGGACAAGGGCUUCGCCAACGACAUCGCGCUGCUCAAGCUGGACAAACCCGUGGACUUCAGUGACUACAUUCGACCCAUCUGCCUGCCGAGCGACGGUGAGACGGAGAGGCCGAGACACACAUCAUUCUGCGUGGCGGUCGGCUGGGGAAAGCUGCUCGAAGUGGGACGUCUAUUUCCCGACACGCUACAGGAAGUGCCAUUGCCCGUGCUGACAACGGAGGAGUGCCGCAGGAGGACACUCUUCCUGCCGCUGUACAACAUCACAGAGAACAUGUUCUGUGCAGGAUACGAAAGGGGAGGCAGGGACGCCUGUCUGGGUGACUCCGGAGGACCGCUUAUGUGUCAGAAAGUGGACGGCCGGUGGUCUCUGGUCGGGGUGACCAGCAAUGGCGACGGCUGCGGACGUCCAGGCAGGCCUGGUGUCUACACCAAAGUGAUGCGCUACCUGCCCUGGAUUCACAGUACCAUGGAAAGUGACCCGGCACCCAAGCCACCGAGCACGUGCAAGGGCGUGCGCUGCCGCCUCGGACGGUGCAUCACUCCGGACCAGCUAUGCAAUGGCACCAAGGACUGCUUCGAUGGCCGCGAUGAGGAGGACUGUCCCAUUGGCAGCGGCUGA